UAGAUGGAGAACUGUACAGAAGUGACACAAUUCAUUCUUCUAGGACUAACUGAUGCCCCAGAACUUCAGGUCUCACUCUUUAUAAUGUUCACUCUUGUCUACUUCUUUACUAUAUUUGGAAAUCUGGGUAUGAUUGUGUUGAUUCUGUCAGACGCUCAUUUCCACUCUCCCGUGUACUUUUUCCUCAGCAACCUGUCCCUGGUGGACUUUGGAUAUUCCUCAGCUGUCACUCCCAAAGUCAUAGCUGGGUUUCUAAAAGGAAGCAAGAUCAUCUUUUACAAUGCAUGUGCUGCUCAAAUUUUUUUUGUGGUUUUUUUUUUUGUAUCCUUUGCUAGGGUAGAAAGUUACCUUUUGGCAUCAAUGACCUAUGACUGCUAUGCAGCAGUAUGUAAACGCCUUCAUUACACAACCACCGUGACAACAAGCACAUGUGCUCAUCUGGCCAUAGGCUCCUAUGUUUGUGGUUUCUUGAAUUCUGCCUUCCACAUUGGGGACAUAUUCAGCCUCUCUUUCUCAAAAUCCAAUGUGAUUCAUCACUUUUUCUGUGAUGUUCCAGCAGUCAUGGUUCUCUCUUGCUCUAAUAAACACAUUAGUGAAGUGAUUCUGGUUUUUCUGUCAAUCUUUAAUGUCUUUUUUGCUCUUCUGGUUAUCUUGAUAACUUACCUGUUUAUAUUUAUCAUGAUCUUGAAAAUGCACUCAGCUCAGGGCCACCAAAAGGCUUUGUCCACCUGUGCUUCUCACCUCACUACAGUUUCCAUCUUCUAUGGUACCGUCAUCUUCAUGUACUUACAGCCCAGCUACAGUCACUCUAUGGACACAGACAAAAUGAUGUCCAUGUUCUGUGCUAUGGUCAUCCCCUUGCUGAACCCUGUGGUCUACAGCCUGUGGAACAAAGAGGUCAACAGUGCAUUCAAGAAGAUGAUUGAGAAGGCAAAGUUUUCUAUAAGAUUGGCAUUUUAA
This is a messenger RNA of Cynocephalus volans (Philippine flying lemur), 960 nucleotides long. Its product is annotated as olfactory receptor 5B2-like. Lineage: Eukaryota; Metazoa; Chordata; Mammalia; Dermoptera; Cynocephalidae. Gene Ontology annotation, molecular function: olfactory receptor activity; G protein-coupled receptor activity; odorant binding. Gene Ontology annotation, cellular component: membrane. The record is from RefSeq and is a predicted model, not a curated record. Gene Ontology annotation, biological process: sensory perception of smell; G protein-coupled receptor signaling pathway.